Messenger RNA from Carassius gibelio (silver crucian carp), 2160 nucleotides. RefSeq names its product protein ADM2. Bases 173 to 619 code for a protein of 148 amino acids. Gene Ontology annotation, molecular function: hormone activity. The record is from RefSeq and is a predicted model, not a curated record. The transcript is spliced from 2 exons. Gene Ontology annotation, cellular component: extracellular region. NCBI's taxonomy places the organism in Eukaryota, Metazoa, Chordata, Actinopteri, Cypriniformes, Cyprinidae. Gene Ontology annotation, biological process: regulation of systemic arterial blood pressure; positive regulation of heart rate; adenylate cyclase-activating G protein-coupled receptor signaling pathway.
CUCCAUCCUUGAGAGCCUGCAGUUUUCUGCGAUUUCAGUCUUACACACGCGUGAUUACAUGAAGUGAGCGGGAAACAUCGGUAUCCUCUCCAUAUCAGAGUGUCUUUUAAAGUAAGGGGUGAAUAAGUUCAACCUCAUUCUCUGGGACUGUAGGGGAGAACCAGCUGCUGGCAUGAAACCUCUGCUGCUCGUGUGUGUGUUUCUUCUGCCUCUGCAAACACUCGCGCUGCCGCUGCGCAACAGAUCGAGUUUUCCCAGCAAACCCGGAAAGCUUUCAGAAACACAGGGUGAUAUCUUCAUGGAAACCAUCACCAUUCCUUCAAUAUCUUCGAGUGUCGGGGCAAGGGAGCGCCGUGCGGUCUGGAGGGCCCUCCUGCAUAAAGGACCCCCGUUGAAACAGACCAACACAGCAGCCAAUCAAAACAGGGAACCUUUCCAGGAAUAUCGGCAUGACCUCAGAGGAUCACGCAGUCAUCCACAGGGUCAGCGGAUGCGUGUGGGAUGCGUCCUCGGCACAUGCCAGGUACAAAACCUCAGCCACCGUCUCUACCAGCUGAACGGCCCAAACGGACGGCAAGAUGCACCAAUCAAUCCCAGAAGUCCACAUAGUUAUGGAUAAGACUAUGACCACACAGCAAAAACCUAUCCAGAAAUAUGACAACAGAAGACCACCGACACCAGCGGGGAACAAACUCAACAAAUGGUGUAAUCAAUUGACAGGUGUGCUGUCAUGAGAAAUCAUAUUCUCUUGAUCGCUUGAAAUAAGAGUUCAAAGUGCUUACUGUAACGUCCCCUAAACAAGCAUCUGUUAAAGCAACUCCUUACGAACGUCUGCAACUCUGACGUCAUCUAACAUUAACACACAGUAUGAUCUCCAAGAUUAACAUGCAAGCUUCUAUUUCAGUGUUCAGAAACUUAGCCUGGCCUGGUUUUUGCAAGAAAUUGAUUAGUAUUUACAUUUCGAUUUUCACCGCAAUGUCUGAACUGUCUGAGAGCUGCUUCUUCAGCCUGGACAGUUGAACUCAGGUCAGUUCAGACAAUGCGGUGAAAAUCAGAGAUAAAGAAAACCAUAUACUGUUCAGUUUCUUGCACAGACCGAUCAUUUUGUGUCUUUACACAUCAAUGAAUCGUCACUGGCCGCAGGGUUUCAUUUGGUUUUGUUUGUGUAUGUUUUAUGACCCUCAAAAAACAUGAUUCCCAUCCACUCUGCAACGGUUUGAGUUAAAAAUCUCUGUUUGUGUUCUACUGAAGAAACAAAGUCACCUACAUCUUGGAUGUCCUGGGGGUAAGCAGAUAAACAUCACAUUUUCAUUUUUGGGUGAACUAUCCCUUUAAUGGUAACUGUUUUUAAGCAUGUUUCCUGAACUGUCCUCCCAUCAGCCAUUGGCUGGAAAAUCCUCAAACUCACAGCACUGGCUGAACCAGUGUCAACUUGUUAGGCCGCUCAAACCAACAGAGUUAUGUUACAAGCCUCAGACCCACGCUGUUUACACGCUUCAGGGAAAUAGAAGUCUUACUUACAGCUGUCUCUGCAUUUUACACUAGGAUUGGAGACAGCAUUUUCACUUCGAAUAAUUACACACAGCCACUUUGUGUGUCCACAUACCUUUUGGGAUCACUGUAUAUUCCCAUUUAAACUUUAAAAAUGUUUCUUUUAAACAUAAAGCACUUUAAAAGUGACAUGAUCGAUUUCCUUCUUUAAUGCCAUUGACUUGAAUGGAAGAAAUGUUAUUUAAUUCUAAGUUAACAAAAGCUUGUGUAAAUAUUGUAAAGGAAGUAUUUAAUGACUGUUUGUAGUUAUGUGUCAGUGCUGUGCAUUUUAAUAUGAUUUAGCGGUUUCAAUAAACAAAACAAAUGCAAAUGGUUAUUGUUUUUGUUUGUUAGGGUCAUGUGGGCAGCUGUAACAGAAUGCAGACACAUACAUGCGCAGAUCAUUACCACUGUGUGACAUGACUGAUAAUAUUAUCAAUAGCCCACCAUGACACUUAUACUAGAGUACUCAGACACUGAAAAAAAAAAAUAAUAAUAAUACAAAUGUAUAUAUCUUAACUGUGGAGAAAAACAGCAAAAAGAAUAAGAUAAAAUACACCAUUUUUUAUAAACAGUUACACUACUGUUUCAAAUGGUUGGGGUUAGUAAGAUUUUUUAAUGUCUGGUAUG